UUGAAUUCACGCAGACCUCUCGGGGCCAGCUGCCUCGGAUAGAGCCUCACGUCUGUCUCCUCAUUGAGGAGAGUUAGCCCCCGCCCCUUCCACCUGGUUCUGAGCCCCAAGUUAAAGGUACUGCAUUAGGAGCCGCAGUUUUCAUUCUUCCUCCUUCCUACCUGAAGAGAGACCGAAGAUUUUCAGAUAAACACUACAGGUGAAGACUGGUAAAAAGAAACAUUGAUUUCUGAAGUGCCUGGAAAGGAAAAGCACUGGUCAGUAUCACGUGGACAAGCUCAGUGUUUUCCAAAGAUGCUGUUGAAGUAGUCUUUGCUACUGCUUUUCUUCACUCAAAGCUCUUCAUAACAUGGGCUGCAUGAAAUCAAAGCAAACUUUCCCAUUUCCUACCACGUUUGAGAGUGAGAAGCGGCAUGCAAGUGAAGAAAGCUUUAUAUCUGAAGAGAGAUUUCUACCUAGGAUGCCUUCUCCAGUUAAUGUCGAAGAGGAAGUGAAGGAACCACCAGGGCCCGAAAUGGUAGUCUUCGAAUUUGCACACCGCCUCUCCCAGGAAAUCUUGAGUGAUGCCUUGCAGCAGUGGGCAGGCAAUAACAUCAAGUACUAUGACAUCCCAUACAUUGAGAGCGAGGGGCCUUGAUGCCAUAGGAUGAUGAUGGUAACUUUCUUGAAUUGUGGAUAAAGUUGGUGCUAGUUUAAACACAUGAAAUAAUAGCAAAAACUGGUGUGAAUAAAUACAAAUAACUCCAUCUGGAUGUAAAAAAAAGUGUCUAUGAUAAGAGUAUAGGAAUAUCUAAAAUGAAAUAUGUUAAGCACUUUUAUGUUGAUAGCAAUUUCUAUCUGCUUGGUCUUGGAUUUGAGUCAUUUAAAGGGCUAAACAUAGGUCCUGCACCACAGUAAUCAGCUGUAUGUCACACCACUUUCUUCCUGAGGCACUAAUAGUAUCACCAAAGAAAUCAAAUAGUUAUUUUAAAAGGAGUGUCUUUAAAAUAACCAUUUGUUAAUUUACACACACAAGUUAUGAAAAGGAUUUUUCAGAUGCCUUGGCAAGGAAAUGGCGCUUAAGCCCCAGUAAUUAAUAGUGGGUCGUUUGUCAAAACCAUUUGUGUCAAGGAUCCCUACUUAACACAAAUGAUCAAGCAGCAGAAAGCAUCCCUUGUACAAGUAGUCCAUCUUGAAACCUGUUCUUAACGACCACUUUGAACCUCAGGGCCCUAACUAACCACAGCUGUUAUUGGAUGACUCAAGACUUUGCACAUAAGGCAUCUGAACAGGAUACAAUUUACCGAAGUCAUGACAUUAAUGUUUAUGGCACUGAAUUAAGCAGCCCAGUGAUAAAACAAGAAUUUUUACAAACAGCAAUCCAGUAAAUUUUAAAUAACAGAAGCCCUAGUCAAGGUAGAAAGCAGAACCUGUUUGCAGUGCUGCAUGUAUAUGAAAUUUUACUGUCUCAGAUGUAGAGGGUUGGUAUAAUGGGCACUCAUUUCCAUUUUUAUUAUUGACUAGUGGGGCAGUCCCUCUUCAGAUUACUGUGGGACCAGUCUAUGCAUGAGGCUAUCCAGUUGCAUUACAAAACAGAAGAUCAAACACUCCUCCAAAGAGAGUACUCGUGUAUUUUUUUUUUUUUUAUGGUAACAAUGCACAUAAGGCAUUUACAGCCGUAUUUUCUUAAAUUUGGCUACCUUUUUGGGGAAGUUUUUUUUCUCCCCCCAAGAAUUAAGUACUGUUUAAAAUCAAUGGUAACAGAGAAUUUGGGAGUGGAAGAAGAUACUGAGAAAACAUAACCUGUAGAAAAAUUGGGACUCAGUCUCUAGAAUGGUCUUUUCGUCCAGAUUUGCUACACACUUAGUUGGAAAGGGAAUUAUUUAAGUCUGUGUGCAUUAAAUUCUAUUAAGAUUCAACAGACCCUUGUCACUGACAAUUAAAGGAAGGCAGAAAGA
This is a messenger RNA of Leptonychotes weddellii (Weddell seal), 1937 nucleotides long. RefSeq names its product A-kinase anchoring protein 19 (gene AKAP19). The record is from RefSeq and is a predicted model, not a curated record. Lineage: Eukaryota; Metazoa; Chordata; Mammalia; Carnivora; Phocidae. Gene Ontology annotation, molecular function: protein kinase A regulatory subunit binding.